This is a messenger RNA of Carcharodon carcharias (great white shark), 1662 nucleotides long. RefSeq names its product coiled-coil domain-containing protein 42 homolog (gene ccdc197). The record is from RefSeq and is a predicted model, not a curated record. Bases 186 to 1367 code for a protein of 393 amino acids. NCBI's taxonomy places the organism in Eukaryota, Metazoa, Chordata, Chondrichthyes, Lamniformes, Lamnidae. The transcript is spliced from 9 exons.
GCGACAUGCAGCAGACGGUUCCUUUGACUCCAACAACCACAAUUCCAAUUUGCAAAGAGAGUUUUACAGACGACGCUCGAUUCCAGUUUUUUGCCCCCCAAAAAAAACCCCAUAGCUGGGCACUUUUUUUUCUUGAGGCAUUUUUCUGAAAGUUUGCUGCGGUUUUUGAAAAUUAACUUUUAAGGAUGGACAACGGCGCCGGAAAAUUGCCCAGCCUGACAGACUAUCGCCGCUAUUCGCUUCACUUAAAAAAUCCCAAGAGAAAUGUCUUCGUCACUCAGCUUGGGGACCAAAGGGAUGACGAUGAAGAUGUUAAUCACAUUCCAGUAAUCACACAGGCAGCUGCUGAGAUUCUAGCAAACGACAGGAAAACACCUCAGACGACUUUGGUGCUAAAGAAAGAAGUAGAAGUUGACCAAGUUAAUGCAGAACUCGAAGCUAAAAGGCAAGAGUUCUUUCAACGCAUGGAAGCUAUUACCCAGCGGAGGGCAGAAUUUGAAAGGAAAGAGCAUGUGAAUAGAGAAAGGGCGCUGAAGUUUGAUAAAUUUCUCAGGGAUAAUGAGGCAAAGAGGCGGCGUGCUAUUAAAAAAUACCAAUUUGAAGUGAAAGAAAAUGAGGUGAAAAAGAAGGAGUUACAAGAUCUACUUCAGCAAUUUGAAGAAAUGAAAGUCAGACAACAGAAACUACAGAGAACAGUGUCAAAAUGCAAAGUAUAUGAAGAUUACCUCCUGAAGGUCAUUGAUAAUUUGCCUGAAAACUAUUUGGAGUACAGUGCAGAAUCUGUGGUGAUGAGUAUCAUUCAAAAACAUGAAACCCUUGGAGCCACCAAUGAGACAUUGAUAAAUAAUCUCAGCCGAUUGUCAGACGAGGUGGAACAGCGCCAGCACAACUUGGAAACUCUGCGUCAAGAAUAUGAUACCACAAAACUCAUGAUUAAUAGUCAACUUUCAGUACGUCGAAUGGAGUGCGAUGAAAUAAAGGAGAGGAAUAAACGGAUGGAAAUGAAAUUAAAUCUGCACCGAGGCAAUUUUAUUCACCAGAGUAAAGGGCUUGGUGCCCUCUUGUUGGCUAUUAAUAAUCUGGCAGAUCAAUGCUACAUGAGGCAUUAUGGGAUACUUGAAGAAAUUGGCAUUUUGCCAAAGCUGGACAUGGUGAAGGAGUUCAUCAUGGAAAAGAAAGAUAUUGUGCAAAUGGCAGUACAAACUGACUCUGCAUCAGCUUUUACUGGCAGCUCAGACCAAAUUCAGGGCAAACCAGGAGAAACUAACCAGCUGAAGCCACAGAUCAAGAUAUCGUUUGCAAAUUCCAGCAAAAUUAUAACUAACCAAAAGAACAGACUAAAACCUACAAACACUAAGGCUCGAUGAAUAGCUUUAGCAUCUUUGUUUUAAGAGGGAAUUUGCUAUUUUGUCUGAUUAUGGUCUUGUGAAGCGGGACAUUUUAUUAGGUUAAAGGCAUCAUAUAAAUGUUGUAUGACAGAAGUAGAGGGAAUCUGACUGCAUUCUCAGGGCCAACUCCAAUAACCUACAUGUAGGAGGUGGAUAAAGUACAAGUGGCCCAGAUCUUUGCAGCAGUAAAUAAGAUUCAUCAUAGUACUGUCAGGAGUGGGCAGCAGGCAUCCCUGUCUAAUUUCCCUUAAUUUUUCACUGCUGUGACAUCUUA